AUGUCAGACGAAUACACAAAGAUAAAUGUGAACAUUGGUGGCUGCAAAAAUUGCCUGUCCUCUCUUCAUCACUUACUUGAAAAGUAUGCUGAUAUAAAGGAAUAUACAAUUAGUUCUGAGAAGAAUCUCAUAUCAAUACACCCAGUUCAUGUAAAACGGGUGACCAGUCUUUUAAAAUUUGUUGGAUUGGAUAUGAAAGAUGUCGAUAAUCAUUUAUCCGUUUACAGUAAGGACAGUAAAACUGAGUCAAACGAUGACAUCUACUUCUUACCGGAGUUAGAUGAUGACUCACAGAUCACUUCUAUGACAUCUAAACGCAAACGGCUUGAUAGUCAUCAUCCUACUAUGAAACAAAACGACCACUGCAUUAUUGCGUCCGAAUUAGUAGCAAUACUUCCUCAUGAAGUUGAAUGUUGUCGACCACAUUUAGUACCAGGUUGGUGUGUUGCAGUUUACUCAGGACAUCAUCUUAGUAAAAUAAAUCAGUAUUUACAGUCAUCUGUUCCACUCCCUGGGGAACUCAGUCAUAUUAAACGAAUAGACAGUUGCCGAUCAUAUGAAAAUAAAUCAACUUAUGUCUUUUUGCAGAUAGCCAAACCAAGCUAUACAUGGCUAGAUGCCAAUGAAACUUUAGAUUCUAUGGUCCAAUUACUUCAAUUAAAUUCAUUCGAUCACCAAAUUAUUAGCACAUCCCCAACACCCUGCUGGAUACCACUUCGUGCUCCAAUAACUCGUAAGCAUCAGCUCCUUUACUCAUUUUCAAAUGAAUCACAAGAGAAGAGAUUUUCAUCGUUCAGAAAUUCACUUAAUAAACCAAUUAUUUUAGGUUGGCCAUCCACUUUACGGGCCUGUCCCGAACUCGAGGAACUAGUGAACGUUGGACGGACCUUGUCGUUGUCAUGUUUUUCAGAAUUAGAGCUAAAAAAACAUUCAUUAUGGCUCGAACGUGUUUCCACCUUGUCGAAACAAGCACAAGAACUAAAAAAUAUACAUCCACAAUCAUGUGCAGGCGUUGGUGGUCCGGCUUGUGCAGUUAUCAUAGUCGAUCCAGAAUCGAAUAUUGCAUUAACAGAAUCAACUACACCUACGACAACAUCAGAUAUAUCUUGGUUAGAUCAUGCAGCAUUACUUGCUGUGUCAGCUGUUGCUAAAUUAAAAAGGAAUACAGGAAAUCAGUACUCUGAUUCUUACUUGUGUACAGGUUUCGAUGCAUACUUUUCACUUGAACCAUGUCUAAUGUGUGGUAUGGCUCUGCUUCAUAAUCGCAUUCGGCGAGUUUUUUGCUGCCAAAAGCUUGCGGGCGACGGUGCAUUUACCAAUGCAAGUCGUCUUCACGUUCAGGAACAAUUAAAUCAUCGUUUCCGAGUAUUUAGUCCGCCAUAG
Molecule: messenger RNA, 1383 nt
Organism: Schistosoma rodhaini
Lineage: Eukaryota; Metazoa; Platyhelminthes; Trematoda; Strigeidida; Schistosomatidae
Source: the annotation of a GenBank genome assembly